This is a messenger RNA of Saccharomyces eubayanus, 750 nucleotides long. It is a transcript of the gene ZPS1, whose product is annotated as Zps1p. Gene Ontology annotation, molecular function: integrin binding; zinc ion binding; metallopeptidase activity. The transcript has a single exon. Bases 1 to 750 code for a protein of 249 amino acids. Gene Ontology annotation, cellular component: extracellular region; cell surface; fungal-type cell wall. Lineage: Eukaryota; Fungi; Ascomycota; Saccharomycetes; Saccharomycetales; Saccharomycetaceae. The record is from RefSeq and is a predicted model, not a curated record.
AUGAAAUUCAGCACUAAUGAAUCCAUGAUCCUUGCAACUAUUGCUACUUCAGCUUUAGCUGCCCCAUUCAUUUAUGACAACAAUUCAACUACUGAAUUAGCGUCUUCUCUUUCUCAAGAAGUUCCAGGUUGGACCCAUGCAACUUUCCCAGCCAUUUACCAAACCUGUAAUGAAACCAAUACCAGGAUGUUGAAUGCGGCUUUCAAGGAUACUGCUGAAGUUACUGCUUAUGGUAAGAGUAGAYUUCUAAACUAUGGUAUUGAUGAUGCUUAUUACAAAAGAUGGUUUGGUAAUGGUAGCAUCUUUACUGUCAUGGGUGUGUUUGACCAAUUGAUGGAAGCAUCCAAGGGUGGUAUGGUCAUGAGAUGUGAUGAUGCAGACGGUUUGUGCGCAGCUAAUCCAGAUYAUUACGCUGGUUAUCAUCGUGAGUCUGCUACGGCUGAAACUGUUAUUUGUGACUACUUCUAUAGUUCCAAAAAGCCGCUAUCGACUAUCUGCUUUGAAGGUACUAUUGUUGAUGUCGGCCCAACCCAUUAUGCUGGUAUUGAUAUGCUGCAUCGUUACUUGCACCUUCCAACCAUGAAUAUGGAUGAGUACAUUGGUGAAUACGCUGAAACUCUUGAAGAAGUUAUUGACUACGCUCAAAACAAUGCCACAUUCGCUGUUAAGAAUGUCGACAAUUACUUGUACUACCUAGCUGACGUUUAUAGUAGUUCUGUUAUUCCCGGUGGAUGUCUAGGUGAACUAUAA